Molecule: messenger RNA, 1221 nt
Organism: Fonsecaea multimorphosa CBS 102226
Lineage: Eukaryota; Fungi; Ascomycota; Eurotiomycetes; Chaetothyriales; Herpotrichiellaceae
Exons: 3
Coding region: 1-1221 (406 amino acids)
Biological process (GO): pyrimidine nucleotide-sugar transmembrane transport
Cellular component (GO): Golgi membrane; intracellular membrane-bounded organelle
Molecular function (GO): pyrimidine nucleotide-sugar transmembrane transporter activity
Source: RefSeq, a predicted model, not a curated record
AUGGCCGUCAAAGCAGUGAUCCCAUUCCUUGUGGGAAUGAUGCUACUCACUGGUGUACAAAUGUUCAUUGGAGAGAUGGGAUGUUGGCUGGUUAUGUUGGGCUUCUACCUGCACCGCUACAUCGUCCUGCGCUCCAAAGAUGCGCCGCUUCUCCACCAACGCGUCCAUGCCGAAGAAGAACAGGAGGAGGAGCAAGAGGAAGAUGAUGACACUGUUCGGCCAGCUUCCUCACGAGAUGCUACAGACCCUGCCUUGAAACCACUCCUACCUAACGCGGAGGACCGAGCUCAUCUCGAGGGAUGGAAAGUUGUUCUGUUAGGACUUCCAGCAUGUUGCGACAUCGCAGGUACAACCUUGAUGAACGUCGGUUUGCUGUUCGUGGCUGCCUCCAUAUACCAAAUGACCAGAGGAGCGUUGGUUCUCUUUGUCGGGCUAUUCAGCGUCCUGUUCUUGAAGAGAAAGCUCUACCUGUACCAUUGGCUCUCCCUCGUUAUUGUUGUGUUGGGGGUGGCCUUGGUUGGAUUGGCCGGCGCUAUCUCCUCUGGCGACAAGAACUCUUCUGCGCCCAAGGAGGGCGGCACCGAGCUGAUUCGGCACGCGAUCCUUACUGCGAGAGACAUUAUCGUGGAGACAGUGGAUCCUAGCGUGCUGCGCACUGUCCUGGGUAUUUUCCUCAUUGCUUUCGCCCAAAUCUUCACCGCCACACAAUUCUGCCUCGAAGAAUGGAUCCUCGAACACUACGCCCUCGAGCCACUGAAGGUUGUUGCCUGGGAGGGCUUGUUUGGGUUCAUCGUCACCGUCGCGGUUCAGGUCAUCCUGCACUUGGCGGUCGGCAUCACAAAAGCUGGCAAGCACGGAUACUUUGAUGCUCAGGAAGGUUAUCGUCAGGUGUUUACCAAUCGCGCAAUCGGCAUUUCAAGCCUCGCAAUCAUGGUCUCUAUUGGCGGGUUCAACUUCUUUGGCCUCUCUGUAACUCGCAGUAUCUCUGCAACUUCUCGAUCGAUCAUAGAUACCUGUCGAACGCUCUUCAUUUGGAUUGUCUCGCUUGGGCUUGGAUGGGAGUCCUUCAAAUGGCUCCAGGUGGCUGGGUUUGCCUUGCUAGUGUACGGUACCUUCAUGUUCAAUGACCUCGUCAGACCGCCUAUCAAGGCGCUAUUGCCUCCCAGGCGAAACGGUGAACGCGAGGAACUUUUGCCAGAAGAGCCAGUGGAACAUAUGUAG